AGUGUUGAGUUUAUAUGCUAAUUGUGCCAUACGAAUUUUUUUUUUGCAAUAAAAAAGAAAAAAUGUUAUCUAUGCGUUCUGCGCUGCUUCUUUUAUUCCUCGCGCUUCCAAAGUGCCUGGCCGUCAGCAAAGAUGUACUCGAGCAAUAUUUAACACAGCGCCGGGAAAUAAUCGAUGAAGAAUCAUCAGAUUUAUUCGGAGCGGAUAUUAUUUUGGAUAGCGAGGAGCAAGCGGCCAACGCGGUCUUGAUGAAGUUGAAGCUUCGAGAAAUAGGAACGCCCGCGAACUCGCGCAAUUUUUUACCGUCCAAACAAUUUUCAAGCGUGUCCAAAGCUAUCUCGAACUCGCCGCUAUUCAAAGUCAUACGACUGAUGCCCAAGGGCGGAGUUCUUCACGUGCAUCUGUCGGCGGUGAACUCGCGAAAUUUCAUUCUCAACAACAUAACCGACCGUGAGAAUCUCUACGUCUGCCGGGAUCAACUGGAAGGAGCUCCGAGGUUGCGCUUCUUUCGUAACGGCGCGGCCGUGGCGGCCUCGCGAGUCGAUCCCUCUUGCCGAUGGCGGCUCUUGGCCGAGGUGAGAGAGAAGGACAGGAGCAUCGACGAGGAAAUCGAUCAGGCCCUGACGAUGUACGCCAGCGGCGAGAGGCUCGGCCGGAUCAGGAACUCGAACGACGCUUGGAGAAAGUUUUUGAACCUAUUUGAUUUCGUCAAAUCCCUGUUUUCGUUCAAGCCCGUUUACGAGGAUUAUCUGUAUCACGUGCUCGAAGACAUGUACAAGGAUAAUGUACAGUUCGUGGAGCUUCGCACUGCCUUGCAACCUCUGUACGACUUGGACGGUCAGCAAUACCAGGAUCUGCAGGUGUUGGAGAUCUUUAAAAAAGUCGUUGAUCGUUUCAUGGACGAUCACGCGGAUUUCGUAGCCGUGAAAAUCAUCUACUCUCCGCACAGAAAUAUUCCUCGCUCGACUUUGGACGAGUGCAUCGGAAAAUUUCGAUUGUUCCAAGAGGCGUAUCCGGAACUCGUCAUCGGCUUCGAUCUCGUGGGCCAGGAGGAUCGAGGCCGGCCACUCCUGGACUUCGUCGACGAGCUGCUCGAGCUCGGCCGAGAUACGCGCUUUUAUUUCCACGCCGGUGAAACAAACUGGAACGGCCACGAGGUGGACGAGAAUCUGAUCGACGCCGUCCUGUUGAACGCCAAAAGAAUCGGACACGGCUUCGCCCUGAUCAAGCAUCCGAAAUUAAUGGAAAUCGUGAAAGAGAAGAAGAUCGCCGUCGAGGUCAGUCCCAUCUCGAAUCAGGUGCUGAAGCUGGUCGGGGACCUGCGCAAUCAUCCAGCGGCUCACUUCUUCGCGACGAAUCUGCCGGUGGUGAUAUCGAACGACGAUCCGGGCUUCUGGGGCGCCACCGGCUUGAGCCACGACUACUACGAGGCCUUCGUGGGCAUCAUGUCGCGCAAGACUGAUCUCCGGUCGCUGAAGCGACUGGCGCUGAACUCGAUCGAGCACAGCAGUCUGAGCGAUAAGGAGAGGGCUCUGGCCGAGGAAGCGUGGACGAGACGUUGGAAGACGUUCGUGCGACAGAUAAUGAUGGAUAGCGAUGACAGGGAGACGUAUUCUUCUUCGUAUUAUCGGUACGAAAUUUAAGUAAAGCUCGUCGACGAGCAAACAGUUCGUUUUCGUAGCUAAUUAUUUCGAUUGUUAUUUGAAUAAGAGCUUGAUAUUCAAAAUCGUAGACACGAUAAAUAAGUCAAAUGGUCAUCUAUUAUUAUCAUAUAUUGGCAUAUUUUUUUUGUAAAGGAUUUGUUUUAGAUUUUACAAAAAAAUAAUUUUAGUUUUUUUUUUAAAUUAGUCAAUGUCAAAAUUUAGUAGCUAUAAGUUUCGUUUGGUCUGUACGAAUGAUUUUCGUUCGAUUAAUCUAGAAUCUAAUUAACGAGUCUGCAUAUUAUAAUUUCAUCGAGCAUGUUUUGCAAAGAAAUUUAUUUCAUCACGUAAAACGUGAUUAGUGCAUUUUUAGGAAAAAUAUCAUUGUAAUUUCAGUCAUCGUGCUCAUUGUUGUUCAAUUCGAUGAACAUCGUUAUCUCAAUCCACGAAUUAUGACAAACAAAGUAUUAUGUAGUGAAAUCUCAAUGUGGCGGUAAUAAAAAGAAAACAUUAUUAUUUUUAGCAUAUUA
Messenger RNA from Trichogramma pretiosum, 2170 nucleotides. Its product is annotated as adenosine deaminase 2-like. Gene Ontology annotation, molecular function: adenosine deaminase activity. Gene Ontology annotation, biological process: inosine biosynthetic process; adenosine catabolic process. NCBI's taxonomy places the organism in Eukaryota, Metazoa, Arthropoda, Insecta, Hymenoptera, Trichogrammatidae. The transcript is spliced from 5 exons. Bases 15 to 1643 code for a protein of 542 amino acids. The record is from RefSeq and is a predicted model, not a curated record.